Molecule: messenger RNA, 2366 nt
Organism: Aspergillus japonicus CBS 114.51
Lineage: Eukaryota; Fungi; Ascomycota; Eurotiomycetes; Eurotiales; Aspergillaceae
Product: Zn(II)2Cys6 transcription factor domain-containing protein
Exons: 4
Coding region: 86-2332 (748 amino acids)
Biological process (GO): regulation of DNA-templated transcription
Molecular function (GO): zinc ion binding; DNA-binding transcription factor activity, RNA polymerase II-specific
Source: RefSeq, a predicted model, not a curated record
CUUCAUCCUACUGAUAUCGGUAGACUCACAUACUCGAUAAUGAGCUCAUAAGUACCCCUGCUUCUCAUUGGAGAUUCUUGUCCGAAUGUCCCACGAGCAAGUUUCAAGGGUGGUGAAGCCGCCAUGUCCCACUGCUCGGCGUCGCCAGAACACAAGCUGUGAUCCAUGCCGUCGCUCGAAGCGGCGAUGUGUCUUGCUGUCCCUUACCGAUGGUGGAUCAGCUUCUGUAUGUACUAAUUGCAAGCGAUUGAAACAUCACUGCACCUUUGACUUCAUCAAGUCUGUUUCUUCACGGCCGAGGAAACGCAAAGGCGCAGCAGGUGUUGGCGCACAGCUACUGCACCUUAACCAGUCGCAGGUUCUUAAUCCAAGGGAUGGGGCACUGACGAAUGGCCUUGGAGACGAUUUCGAAUUAAGUAUUGGCACUGACGAGGAAGACUUCACAUCAUGGCUAAAUUUCGAUAUGGAGCUGUCUCAGAGCACCAGCACCGAUAUAUACGACCCGUUUUCGGCCUCAUCACUGGACUCCUCAAGGACAGUAGAAGCGCUACAUGAGCCGUCUUUACCUUCUCCUUCGGUAUCUUCGCGGGCAGAUCAGCAUUCUCUACCAGCCAAACCACAGUCAAUGCUCGUGGGCAGGAGUAGGAAUAGCCCGAUACACCUUUUGAAUUCAAAACUGGAAGCGACGGUGCUCGACGAGUGUCUUGCUUCGAUCUACAAUGCCAUCGUAAGGGACUCUGCGUCGAGGUUUAUAGAUUAUGAGUGCAACCUUUCUGCAUCGGGUCGUCCCUAUUACCUAGAAAGUAGAUUUUCAGACCAGGCGGAACUUGGAGGCGCCAACAAGAACCUAUCCUCUCAGCUGUCAGCGACUCGGGAAAUUCGACACCCCAGAAUGACUAUGCUGGGCGCAGUGCGGUUUCUGGAUCAUUUUAGUCACCUCUACGGCAACAAACUAAGCACUGCAGCUCGGAAACAGUCAGACACGGUUCUGAAAGCAGUGCUUCGGGUGUUUUCCCUUCAAUGGCUGCCCACGUCGGAGGGAGUGUCACCUGUGGGGCAGCACGCAGGCCGUGAUGUUCUCACUGACACUUUCUAUGACUCCUGGAUGGAGGCACGGUCACUUAUCCAGGGUAGUUUGCCAGUCCUGUCAUUUCGGGUGGUGUGUGCCAUUCUUCUCUUCGAUGGUAUCGUCAUGCCUUCCCAAGCAUACGGCAGGCCAGACGGAACGGCUGCCAGGAUGCACGAAUUCCUCGAUACCGGGCUGCAGAAGCUGUCUCGUCUGGAUGAUCUCGUCCGGAAGUAUUGCUGUCAACUGGGGCCAGCAUCACUUUACGGGACCUUAUUACAUUCCAGUCUAGACAUCAUCCGCUGGGGAGGUUAUAUCCGGGACAUUGGGGCCGCGCUUUUUACAGAUCAUCGGUGCAAGCUCCCUGAGCUGCUUGUUCACAGGAUAGAGAAUGAUUCGACACUACCGCCGUCAAUCAACCAUAUCUACCCCAGCGAUCUCGAUGCCAGUAUCCCACGCAUCUAUCGCACUGCUGUAGCAAGAGCCUUCGCCAUCUGGCGAAUGAUGAUCAAAGUCAAGGAUCUCGUCCCACCCAACAGCACCAUUAACAUUAAACACCCACUUCCACCCACAACAUGGGAAAUCAUAGCGUCGACCAUGACCGCAGUAGACGACUACAAUUACACCCUCCGCCCUUUCAUGUCUCACUGCAUGGAGAACUACGCUCACCUCUCCACCGAGUCCAAGAUCUACGCAUUAUCCGUCCUAACCUUCUGGGACCUCGGGACCCUGAUUUUCGGCCAAACCCUAACCGCCAUCCUCCACCAACCCUCCCUCAACCACGACUCCCCUUUAUCACUGCCCAUCGCAGAAUCACAGAUCCGCGCUCUCCAAAAGACCGCCGUAAUCUCCAUCGCCCAGGCGAUAGAAUGCUCUCUCACCCACCCUGUCACCCACGACACCUUCAACCUGCAAAACGGAUUGAGCGCGGACCUCCCCCUCACCGCCUAUCAUAUCACCCCAACGCUUAUGGUUACAGCCUUGCGUCUGGCGAUCGAGAUUGGUAUUGAGCUUUGGCUUGGAGACUCAGGUUCAGGUUCAGCCUAUCAAGCCGCCAUUAUUGGUGGCGGUGGUGUUGAGGAUGAUAAUGAUGAUGAUGAUGAUGAUGAUGAUAACGUCUGGCAAAAGCGGGUGGAUGUUCUUGUCAAAGGGCUUUUGUCGUUAGAGGUGACCAUCGGCGGAUCGCAGGCAGUAGGCCCGGUGCUGGAGGGCCUACUGCGGAGGUAUGGGGAUGUGGUGUCUGAGUGUUGGAGCUGUGAGUUUUAGGAACUUGAAUUCCGAUGCCAUGAUUGUAUAAUAG